Messenger RNA from Gryllus bimaculatus (two-spotted cricket), 332 nucleotides. NCBI's taxonomy places the organism in Eukaryota, Metazoa, Arthropoda, Insecta, Orthoptera, Gryllidae. The record is from the annotation of a GenBank genome assembly.
UGUAUCAUAAGACUGUGUAUCACGCGUUGGCGUGCCACGAGUCAAGAGUAGCGAAGAGAGAAGACUGGAAGGGUAUUCUGGUGCUGGAAGCGAAGAAAGAAGAGUGGACAUGAUGGGUUCCGUGGGCAGCAGCACGAAGACAGCGGAUUUCGGGCGACGUCUUGUCGGGAGAGGAGCGACGGUGCGAGAGCAGUGUCAGGCGCACGUGGAAAGGGAACCGAGGUCGGCGCUGUCCACUGCUGAGAGCGUGACAGAAAAAGGACUAAUAUGUGUGUGGGUUGCCCGUCUGGAGUAAAUGAUUGUCAAAGUGAGAUUUACAGGUUUGUGUUUCC